Molecule: messenger RNA, 1640 nt
Organism: Exophiala viscosa
Lineage: Eukaryota; Fungi; Ascomycota; Eurotiomycetes; Chaetothyriales; Herpotrichiellaceae
Exons: 1
Coding region: 338-1576 (412 amino acids)
Biological process (GO): polyketide metabolic process
Source: RefSeq, a predicted model, not a curated record
GAUCGAGAUCGGGUUCUCCAUUGGGAAACUUCGGUAAUAGUGGCGUCCAAAUCGUCUUUCACCGGCUUUCCCUAUGCUGCCGAAGAUAACGCUGAUGGCUGGGAUACGAGGGUCUCCGGGCUGCAGAACCGUUGUGACCCAUUACGGCUCCCCGGGCACGCCUAGUACCUGACAGGCGAUGAUCUACAACCGGAAAAACCGCCGUGCAUGCUUGCUCAGCUUUGAUAAGGCCGACUUUACUGCACGCUGAGAGAUUCUAACUUCAUCCUUUGACGCUGCUUUUCACGCAGCCGAUAACAUUGGCCAACUUUUGACUUGCCCCGCAACUACUAUCAUCAUGUCUUCCAUGGAACCAAAUAAGCCGCAGCCGCCUGUCGACGGCGAGGCUGACCAGAGUAACGGCUAUCAUGUCGUCGAAGAACCGCAAUCUUCCGGCGCCAGCAGCGCCGAUGACCAAAGUUUUUCUCCGACGUCCAAAAUGAUGGCUACAGCACUUCAGGUGGAGCGAAAUGACUAUGUCGACCUGGUGCCCACCAAAAGGAAGCGGGUGCACUCGAUGGAGGGGUUUGACGAUAUCUACACCGACAUAGUCGACUAUAUCAUACGAUGUACGCACAAGAUCUGGGACGAACGUGACAUCGGUUUGAUCUACACGCACUAUACUCAUAAUUGCGUAUUGUACGGCACCAUGGGGACCAUCUACGACCGAGAGUCCGUGGUGCGAGAUACGAUUCAACGACUCGUGUCGUUUCCGGAGCGGCGUGGUAUGGCAACCCAGGUGCUGUGGAAUGGUGACGACAAGCAAGGCUUCUACACUUCACAUCUUGUGACCGGUUCAGGCCGGCACACGCAAUUUGGUCAUUGGGGUCCCGCGACUGGAAGAACGUAUGUGUCUCGCACGAUUGCCGACUGCAUGAUUUAUCGAAACAAAAUCUAUCGCGAAUGGGUCGUGUCCGACAAUAUGGCCAUCGUGAAGCAAUUAGGAUUGGACCCUAACACGUUCGCCUAUGAUGCUGCCAAAACCCUGUUCGACAAGGGGCUCGAGGCCGUCGACAUUGGCGAAGAUCGGCGACUGCCUGGCCAGGCGCCCCCUGAAGUUGAGGCUGACACCUCGAUUGCACAUAACGAAAUCGAGGUCGAGACCUUGAAAUGGCUAUACGAGGUAUUCAACCGCCGCAUGUUUGGCCGUAUCACGAAAGUGUACAGUCCCAAUUGCCAAUACCAUGGACCGAAGAUGAUCGAGCUCUAUGGACCCGCCGCUGUUCUGCAUCAGCAUCUCGGUCUCUUAGGGUCCAUUCCCGAUGCCGGAUACUUCCCACAGCAUAUCUGUUCCAAUCCUUGCGAGGAAGGCGGUGUCAAGGUCGCGGUCCGCUGGGUCAUGGAAGGCCACCACUUGGGAUAUGGCAUUCUCUCGGAGCUGGGAAAACCAACUGGUCAACGACUCCAGAUCAUGGGUAUGACGCACUAUCACUAUAAGAAUGGCCGAAUCGUUGAUGAGUGGAAUGUGUACUGCGAGCUGUCUUUACUUAUGCAGAUCAAGCUCGGCGAGUUGGCUCAAAAGGCGAAGAAGCCAUAGAUUUGAAGAGUAAUACUGGCUCAGAUAUGCAGAUAGGAGGAAUGUGAUGUCUGACCCAUCUGAA